UGAAGGUUAGAGCUCAGCUUUGAAGUUUCAAUUCACGAGCCUGGCUCAGUGAGGAAAUUAUGACGUGUGUUCUGGGCAGGGUUUGAGGUUUCGGAACCUUUUCUAAAAGGGACAGAGAGCACCCUGCUACAUUUCCUAAUCAAGAAGUUGGUGUGCAGCCGGGAAAGCUGAACGGAGUUGGUCAUGAUGCAGAAGCUAUUCAAAUGCAGUCGGCUCGUCCUGGCUCUUGCCCUCAUCCUGGUUCUGGAAUCCUCAGUUCAAGGUUACCCUAUGCAGAGAGCCAGGUACCAGUGGGUGCGCUGCAGUCCCGACAGUAAUUCUGCAAACUGCAUUGAAGAGAAAGGACCAAUGUUCGACCUACUUCCAAGUGAAUCGAACAACAUCCCUCAUCUGAGGACUGACCCUUUUCCAAAGACAAGAUUCCAGGACUUGAAUCGGAUCUUCCCGCUUUCUGAGGACAAUUCUGGAUCAGGCUCCGGCUCCGGGUCGGGAUCCGGGUCAGGGUCCGGGAACGACUUCCUAACUGAAAUGGAACAGGAGUACCAACUAGUACAUGAACGUGAUGCUUUCCAUGACAACCUUAUGUCUCUGGACAGGAAUCUGCCCUCAGACAGCCAGGACUUGGGUCAACUUGGAUCAGAAGAGGAUUUUACAAUAUAAAAGAGAAUUUUCCCACCUUGACACCAGGCAGUGUAUUCAGCAUAUUUUGUGUACCAUGGUUAAUGAUUGCCAUUAAAUGGUUAAUCUUGGGACAAAAAAUUUUAUAGAAGUUUUUAAACAUCUGUAAAAGAAGCUUAAGUUUUAUCAUCCUUUUUUUCUCAUGAAUUCUUAAAGGAUUAUGCCUUAAUGCUGUUAUCUAACUCAUUGUUCUUGAAAAUACCUGCAUUUUUUGGUAUCAUAUUGAACCAACAUCAUCAUGAAAUUAGAUUUCCAUGGCCAUAAAAUGGCAUUAAAAAUAAAUUAUAUUUUAAAAAAUAGUUUGAUUAGCAAAUUGGCAGGCAGUAUUUCAUACUUAAGAAUCUGACUUGGAUUGUGAAUUAUAGAUAUGCCCUUUACUGAUAAAAACAAAUUAAAAAACAUAAUGAAACACAGUGAAUUUGUACAGUGGGGGUGUUUGACAGAUUUUACAGUGUGAAGUAUACUAUUACUUUUGAAUGUGUUUGCAGAGCUGGUGGACAUGUUUAUCUACAAGUAUGAUUGCUGUUAUGUAACACCCAAAACUAACUCCCAAAUUAAAGCACAGUUGUGCUCUCAAUACCUCAUAGUGCUUUAUCUUUUUUUCCUGGAUAUCUGUGUAUUUUCAGAUGUUGCUAUAUUAAAGCAGAUAUAUAACCAAA
Molecule: messenger RNA, 1337 nt
Organism: Sapajus apella (tufted capuchin)
Lineage: Eukaryota; Metazoa; Chordata; Mammalia; Primates; Cebidae
Gene: SRGN
Product: serglycin
Exons: 4
Coding region: 184-660 (158 amino acids)
Biological process (GO): negative regulation of bone mineralization; secretory granule organization
Cellular component (GO): secretory granule
Source: RefSeq, a predicted model, not a curated record